AUGGAUCAGUUGGACGUCAAUCAGACGAACCGAGAGGGGAAGAGUGCUCUUCAUAUGAGUGCCCAAAACCGGCACUUCUUAUGCGCUGAACGGCUGCUGAGGUGUCCGCAGAUAGUCGUGGAUCCGCUGAACCGAUCCGAUUGGACGCCACUGAUGAUGGCCUUAACCAAAGACAACAACAUGGAUGUCAUCCGCCUAUUGGUGGACAGCGGAGCGGAUCUCACGCUGAAGAACAAAGACGGCUGGAAUGGCUUUCAUAUAGCCGUCAGGAGUGGAUGUUUACCACAAAUCCAAUACCUCUUCGCGCGCGAUAGUCGUGUCGCGGACACCAGAAGUCGUACCGCGAGAACUCCUUUACAUACGGCGUGCCUCUGCAGUCACCACCGAGUGGUGGACUUCCUGUUAGACAACUGCGGCUACGGGUGCGAUGAGCGAGACUCCUGUGGUAUCACUCCGUUCAUGGAGUCGCUGAGGAAUGAUUGCGUGGAUAUCAGUAGACUAUUGGUGCGAAAGCACGCCAUCGACGCGCGUCUUGCGGACAAAUUGGGUCGCAAUGGUCUGCACUUAAGCUGUGAGACCAAUGCCGUCGAUGCCAUCAAGUAUUUGGUGAAUGACCACAAGUUUGACGUGAAUUGCGUGACAAGUGUCGGCCACUUAACGCCACUACACUUAGCCGUCAAAGAGGGACACAUUGAGGCCAUACGACUGCUCCUGGAGUUCGGCGCCGACACUCACCUCACGGACAGUAAGGGGCGGACUCCACGGGAUUUUGCGGCACUCCUGAAGCGCGCGGAUUGUCAACAGAUUUUGACGCAAAGUGUUUGA
Oppiella nova is the source of this 825-nucleotide messenger RNA. The record is from the annotation of a GenBank genome assembly. NCBI's taxonomy places the organism in Eukaryota, Metazoa, Arthropoda, Arachnida, Sarcoptiformes, Oppiidae.